This is a messenger RNA of Helobdella robusta, 2904 nucleotides long. RefSeq lists its product as hypothetical. Lineage: Eukaryota; Metazoa; Annelida; Clitellata; Rhynchobdellida; Glossiphoniidae. Gene Ontology annotation, molecular function: store-operated calcium channel activity; inositol 1,4,5 trisphosphate binding; protein binding. Bases 1 to 2904 code for a protein of 967 amino acids. The record is from RefSeq and is a predicted model, not a curated record. The transcript has 13 exons. Gene Ontology annotation, biological process: regulation of cytosolic calcium ion concentration; calcium ion transmembrane transport; manganese ion transport. Gene Ontology annotation, cellular component: cation channel complex; membrane.
AUGGAUUCGUCAAACGAUAAACAUCUGAACCACCUGGAAAAAGUUCUGCUGUGUGCUGUUGAGAAGGGAGAUAAACAUCUCGUCGUGAGAUGUCUGCAUGCUGAAAAACCGGUUGACAUCAACUGUUCUGAUUUUCUUGGAAGAUCACCGAUACAAAUAGCUGUCGAGAAAAGAAACAUUUCAUUAAUAAAAAUUCUUCUAGAACAAGAUGGAAUACAAAUAGGAAACACAUUGCUCUACGCAAUUUGUGAAGGCACGUACGAAAUUGUGGAAAUGCUGAUUGACCAUCAUUCUGUCACGGCGGACAUGAUUGGCUCCGACUGGGGCUUCAACAUGAAGAAUGAUUUCAAUAUUUCUGACGAGUUUUUUCCUGAAAUUUCACCAAUCGUUUUGGCAGCUCACUGCAAUCAUUUCGAAAUCAUUCAAUUGUUAAUCUCUCGUGGGGCCACAAUAAACAAGCCCCAUCCUCUUUCGUGCUCCUGCAGCAAGUGCAGAAAAGAAACAUUUGAAGAUAGCUUAAGAUAUUCAUUACAACGUAUUCAAAUAUUCAGAGCGCUGUCCAGUCCGGCCUGGAUAUCACUGACAAGUUUCGAUCCUGUUUUAACUGCUUUUCGACUUUCAUGGGAAUUGGAGCACUUGGCUAUGAAAGAAAAUGAAUUUAGAGAUUUGUACGCUAAUUUGAGUGAACAAUGCAAACAAUAUGCUUGCAAUUUGUUGGAUCAAUGUAGGAGCAGUCACGAGGUUAUUGCUGUCUUAAACAAAUCUGUUGAUUCUGCGUACGACAAAUGGACAACGGAAUGGAGUGACAUUAACAAACUGACUUUGGAUAGGUUGAAGUUAGCGUUAAAAUAUAGACAAAAACAGUUUGUUGCCCAUCCUCAUUGCCAACAAUUGCUGGCCUCAGUGUGGUUUGAAGGAAUCCCUGGAUGGCGAAGAAGGAAUUUUAUUACAAAAGUUGUCAUUAUUAUAACUCUCAUAUGCUUUCUUCCAAUUAUGGCGUUGAUCUAUCUGGUGUUUCCAAGAAGUAGAAUCGGCCGCUUAGUUCGAACUCCUUUUAUGAAAUUCAUGUAUCACAGUGUGUCUUUUGGAGUUUUUUUGUUUCUUCUCAUUUUGGUUUCCACAAAUUUUGGUGCAGCUGACGGAGAAUACACUCAAAGACAACAUCAAAGAGGUCCGCCGCCUACUAACUUGGAAUGUCUUAUUGUUGCAUACGUCAUGGGUUUUGUCUGGGGAGAAUGCAAGCAGUUGUGGGACGAAGGUCUGAAAGCUUAUCUUCGCCAAUGGUGGAACUGGCUCGAUUUCAUUAUGCUUUCAUUGUAUUUGUGCACCUUGUCCUUGCGUUUAAUUGCUUACUUUCACUCUCAGCACCCCGAUAUUUACGGUUUGAGUUUAGCUCCUCGAAAUCAAUGGCCUGAAACAGAUCCAACUUUUGUUUCAGAAGGAGUUUUUGCAAUUGCCAAUGUUUUCAGCUUUGCGAGAAUAAUUUAUCUCUUUCAAGCUAACCCAUUGCUUGGACCACUCCAAAUUUCUUUAGGAUGCAUGCUGAUUGAUAUAGGAAAAUUUUUUUUCAUUUUUUUCCUGGUUAUAACUUCAUUUGCUUGUGGUUUGAAUCAACUCUACUACUUUUAUUCCUCUUCUAAUUCAUCUCACGAGAUAGAAACAAAUCAUCAAAUGACUUCGCAAGAAAUGCAGAACACAAAUUAUGAAAACGCGUUUAAUCCGAGCUAUGUGACGCUCUUUUGGUCUCUCUUUGGUCUGACCCAAUUGCAAACAGUAAGAGACGGACAGCUAAAAGCUAUUACGAAAGCAGUUGGCGAAUGUUUGUUGAUGUUUUAUCAUACAAUGGCGGUAAUUGUUUUGAUUAAUAUGCUCAUAGCUAUGAUGUCAAAUUCUUACAGAGAAAUUGAGGACCAUGCUGACAGAGAAUGGAAAUUUGCGAGAACGAAAUUGUGGAUGGGAUAUUUUGAUGAUGGCUCAACGCUACCCCCUCCCUUCAACAUAUUAAUCAGUCCUAAAUCAAUUUAUUAUUUCUUAAGAAGUAUCAAGUUGUUGGUGUAUAAAAUACUCUAUUGCUGUCACAUUAAACCUAGUACAAAAAAAAUGAUGAGAAAAAGCAUGAAGUCUAAGGAAAAGUUACUGGAAGACAACAGGAGACAAUAUACCGUAAGAUCUAUAUAUUUAAAAAACGGUUUAACGACAAUGCUUACGCUUAUGUGUAUGUAUUUAUUUAAAAUACUAUUUGUCAUUUACCAACAGGAUGUUAUGCGCAAAUUGGUCAACAGAUUUAUACAUCAGUGGAAAAUUCAACUGAGACAAGAGAGCAUCAACGAAGAUCACAUUUCCGAAAUCAAACAAGACAUCUCCAGUUUGAGGCGCGAGUUGCAAAACGAUUUCAAAAAAGACGAGUUCCAGUCAAGCUUCAUGUUUGAAAAAAUAAAAAAAGAUAUCGCUCGGCUGGCACGGCGUAACUCCAAUCCUCCAUUUAAAUCUGAAGCUGCAUUCACUUCAUCAACUAAAAAAAAGAGCAAAAGUAUGGAAAGACGUUUUGAUUCAACCACGGACAAUGACAUCUUACCUAGAAAGUUUUCUGGAACAUACAACAAUUUUAACAGCUACCCUUUGGCCGAUGAUGAAAUGAAAAAUAAAAAUGCAAUAAUUUCUUACGAAUUAGAUUAUUUACAACAAAUUCAAAAGCAACACGGGAAUUCGUCUCCCGGUUAUAAACAGCAAAACAAAACCGAAUGCGACGUAAAUUUGUUAAAAAACCAAAUUAUAGGAAGUUUGGAAGCGGAGGUUGGAAAAAUAAUAACAAAUGCUUUAUCGCCUGUCAUCGAUUACUUGAAACGGCACACCUCGGAAGCAAGCAGUCUACACUUGCAAUUCUUAAAACUCGUAAGAAAAUGA